AUGCCAAGUACUAUCCAGUCUUCCAAAACCCCUCUGGCUUCCGCCGAUCAUCCAGUGAAAGCAAAUUUCGGUCAGUUCCUAGGCCGGAGCAGUGUCAAUAGGACCCUUACAAUUGACGAUCUGGAAAAAGCAGAGUUUAUGAGAGCAAUCUUAGGAGUUCGUGAAACAAUGUCAAUCAAGUAUAAGACGGAACCGGGUGCUCAACUAAUCACUCUCGCAUUCACCUGUCCGGAGAAGACGACUCAUCAUCAAUUCUGGGAGAUUCCGGAGAAGAAUUGGAAGAAGUCAAGAGGAGGGGUUCAGAGAGCACAACGCUAUUCAAAACCGAAUAGAUCCAGAUAUGUCUCGCCGCAAGAUCUCACCGGGUACUGUGCCCUACCACGAUCUGCUGAAUAUGUCUCAAAGCCAGUUGUCUACCAGUACUCUGCUCCACCACCACCGAUUGUCUUCAAUUCUAUCAACACUGACAAACAGAAACUCCCCACCCGAACUAGAUGUCCACUAGCCAUCGUUCCACCACCAGUGACCGACACGUCAUCGACCUUCCUGACACCACCGACAUCUGGACCGUCUUCCCCAACUCCAGUACCGCCUUCUCCAUCUGAUACCAAAGAGCAGCCACAAUUCGUGUUCAACAUGGGAGUUGUCAAUGCUCCGAUGCCAGGAUCUCGUGUGAUUGUAAAGAAGAUUUCGGAUUCAGAUGAGGGAUUCAUCGUAUGCGAGGACAAGGACUUCCAGCCGAAGAAGACUAAGAUUUUCACGUCAGAGGAACUCCAGAAGCAAUCGAUUCUUGUGGAGGAGUGGAAGAAGAAGAUUCAGGAGGCGCUAUAA
This is a messenger RNA of Caenorhabditis remanei, 831 nucleotides long. RefSeq lists its product as uncharacterized. The transcript has a single exon. Lineage: Eukaryota; Metazoa; Nematoda; Chromadorea; Rhabditida; Rhabditidae. The record is from RefSeq and is a predicted model, not a curated record. The coding region runs from base 1 to 831 and encodes 276 amino acids.